CACGAAUUUGCCGUUGAUAUAAACGUUGAUAGAUUAGAGCUGAAACCAGUUACAACGUGAGGCGGAAAGAUACUGCUAGAACAUCGAACACUUGGCUGAACAGUGGUGAAAAGAGUUCUUAAGCCAUGAAGACUGAUAUCCGUGCCUAUUUCUUAGUUGCGAUCGGGCUCACAGCAGUGCUCGCACCGGUCCCCACCAACGGCCAGAUGGGAGACAUAGCACGCCCGAUCGAGAGUAAAGAACUUAAAUGUCUGGUGUGCAAGGCGUCCAUGGCGGAAAUGGAACUGGCCGCGUCGAAGGUCGACCGGCACAAAAAAGUCGAGGUCGGUGAUUACCGGCUCGACACGACCGGUGAGUCGAAGAAAAAGAAAAAGAUACUGUACGCCAAGUCAGAAAUGUUUCUCACGGAGAUGAUGGAAUCGGUGUGCGACCGGAUGGACGACUACGCCAAGGCUCGAUACAAGAAGACGGGCCGACCAGUCGUGAUGAAGAUGAUGACCGACGGCGGCAUGAAUCCCGAAAUGUCGAACGUCAACUUUGUGCAGGAAGGCGAUCUAAAUAAGACACUGAAGCACCUUUGUCUGGAGGUCGUGGAAGACUACGACGAGGAAAUCAUACGCAUGUUCCAGGAGGAGGUCGUGAAGGAUACCGAUAUUCGGUUAUGCUCGCAGGUUGCCAACUACUGCCGUGAUCAACCGCUCGAUGAGGAAUACGAGUACGAGCAGGGUGAGGAGGAGCGCGACGAGCUUUAACUGCAUCGCAGGACCACCGAUCAGAAGUGCACCGUCCACCAGUACGAUGUUCUGAAUGGCCGAAGUAGUUUGCCAAUGGUUUUAACGUCCAUUAAAUUUCCAUUGCAUAGCAACACAUAACGCUUCAGUUACCUUCGGUUUCGAGUGGACCGAAUCAGAACUAAUUAGAUUAUUGUAAAGCAUUUAAGGGGCCAUGGUGAUACAACAGUAGAGGAAUGCUGAAUAAACAC
Molecule: messenger RNA, 982 nt
Organism: Anopheles bellator
Lineage: Eukaryota; Metazoa; Arthropoda; Insecta; Diptera; Culicidae
Gene: sel
Product: protein seele
Exons: 1
Coding region: 126-752 (208 amino acids)
Cellular component (GO): endoplasmic reticulum
Source: RefSeq, a predicted model, not a curated record